GUUCUUCCUCCUCCCCUCGACUCGAACAGAGUCGAGCGCCGCCUCUCUCCUCAUCCCGAUCCCCUCCCUCGAUCUCCCUCUUCCCUCCACCAUUUUCGCGGAUCUUUGGGGCAAAUCGAAGAGGCCGGAACAUGGCGCCGCCACCACCACUUGAUGAGGAUGAUGACUAUGAAGACCCACUUGAGGAAACCAUCUGUGCUCAAAGAGUGAGGCUGAGCGAACGGGAGGUGUGCAACCUAUGGGACAACUUUCUGCCACGUGCUGAGUUGAUCGGGGCGCCAUUCGUGACCCGUCUGACAAGUACCAUGAUCGAUCGACAUGUCAUGAAAUUGCCAAAGAGCCUAUCUGAGAGUUGUGGCAUCGAGGCUGAUGAAGAAGGCUAUGCUGGAAUACGCCUUACCGCAAGGGGCCCCGUCACUACUUGUGCGUACGGCGUGGAAACGGACGGUCGCACACAUUUAAGUACAUAUGGGUGGAAGAGCUUCCUCGUUGACAAGAAUCUUCAUGUUGGACAGGCCAUCCUUAUUACUAUCAGGAAGACCAACCGUCAAGGCUUGAAGAUGAUGAUCGUCAUCGAUACCAUCUAA
Triticum aestivum (bread wheat) is the source of this 587-nucleotide messenger RNA. RefSeq lists its product as uncharacterized. Lineage: Eukaryota; Viridiplantae; Streptophyta; Magnoliopsida; Poales; Poaceae. The record is from RefSeq and is a predicted model, not a curated record. The transcript has 3 exons. Bases 132 to 587 code for a protein of 151 amino acids.